This is a messenger RNA of Penaeus monodon (black tiger shrimp), 516 nucleotides long. RefSeq names its product heme-binding protein 2-like. The record is from RefSeq and is a predicted model, not a curated record. Lineage: Eukaryota; Metazoa; Arthropoda; Malacostraca; Decapoda; Penaeidae.
CCUAUAUAGCGUGUCGUUGCUGAAGGUGUCGCAUCAGAGGCACAGACGGAGCACCUUCUCGCCCUGACCGACUUGCCGUCCUCAGUCCACCAUGAAGCUUUCCUUCGUCGUCGCCUUCCUCGUGUGCGCGCAGCUGGCCCGGGCGCAGUACGAGGACGAGCCAAGUGAGAUUGCGCCGUACAGCGUCACCAGGGAGGGCAAAGGGUACGAAGUGCGCGCGUACCCGGCGGCCAAGUGGGUCUGCCACAGCCAGGUCCAGCAGGCGGCCAGCAGGCGCAAGGACACGCGCGCCUUCUUCGCCCUCUUCCGCUAUAUUGACGGCGGCAACGAAGCAGGAUCUUCGACGGCUUCGCGAACAAAGAGCGCAUUUGGGAGGAGGCUUCAGAGGCCCUCAAGGUCGACCUCGAGGCAGCGCAGGAAGAGGGAGUCAACUUCUCCUUCUUCUACAGGGCUGGCUACGACUCCCCGAUGAAAUCUGAAAACCGGCGGAAUGAGGUUUGGUAUUUGAAGAAUUAA